AUGGCCCACCUGCGGGCCUGCGAAGUCCGGCAGCUGCUGCACAACAAGUUUGUGGUCGUCCUGGGGGACUCCGUGCAGAGGGCCGUGUACAAGGACCUGGUGCUCCUGCUGCAGAAGGACUGCCUGCUCUCUUCCAGUCAGCUGAAGGCCCAGGGCGAGCUGAGCUUCGAGCUCGACGUGUUGCUGGAGGGCGGCAGGCGGGAACGCCUGCACAACGGCACCGACUACCGCGAGGUCCGCCAGUUCCGCUCGGGCCACCACCUGGUGCGCUUCUACUUCCUCACGCGCACGUACUACCCGUACAUGGAGGACGUGCUGGAACGCCUGCGAUGGGGCGAGCACGCCCCGGACGUGGUGGUCCUGAACUCCUGCCUCUGGGACCUCUCCAGGUACGGCCAGGACUUCCCGAGGAGCUACCGAGAGGACUUGGCGAGCCUGUUCGGGCGCCUGGACCAGGUGCUGCCCGAGGCCUGCCUCCUGGUGUGGAACACGGCCAUGCCGGUGGCCGAGGUCGUCUCUGGGGGCUUCCUCCCGCCAGAGGACCCGUCCCGAGGCACGCGCCUGCAGGAAGACGUGAUAGAGGCCAACUUCUACAGCUCGGCAGAGGCCAGCAGGCACGGCUUCGACGUGCUGGACCUCCAUUUCCACUUCCGGCACGCGGGGCAGCACCGGCAGCGCGACGGCGUGCACUGGGAUGAGCGCGCGCACCGCCACCUCUCCCAGCUGCUGCUGGCGCACCUGGCUGAUGCCUGGGGUGUGGACCUCCCCUGCCGCUACCCUGUGGGCAGGUGCAUCAGGGAUGGCCCCACCAGCAGACUUCCUGGCCCAGUGGACGGGAGGCAGCCCCGGGACAGCAGAGACGACCCGGGCGAACAGUCCUUGUCCUGGUUCCCACCCAUCUCCGCGUGCCUCCGAGCCCAGUGGCGACCUUCUGUGCCCUUUCCCCGGGUGCAGCCUCCGUACCAGCCUUACAGCCAAGGCACCCGUGUGCCCUCUCACCCAUCUUCACUGCGCAGGCAAUUCUCCAGUGAUUCUUCAGUGCGCCAGGUCAGAUAUACUGGCGAAGCAAACUUGAUGAUUGGCUCGGAGACACUUCUGGGCCCCAUUCGCAGAACCUCUGCCCAACAUCAGAGCAGAAGUUCCCCUCCCUACCCUCCCCGGCGCCCCAGCAGGCCACGCAGACGCCGGCGAAGGUGCAGUAACAGACAGACCCGAGCACACCCAGAGGCAAGUCCCCAGUAG
Messenger RNA from Hippopotamus amphibius kiboko, 1242 nucleotides. RefSeq names its product PC-esterase domain-containing protein 1B-like. The transcript has a single exon. Lineage: Eukaryota; Metazoa; Chordata; Mammalia; Artiodactyla; Hippopotamidae. The coding region runs from base 1 to 1242 and encodes 413 amino acids. The record is from RefSeq and is a predicted model, not a curated record.